This is a messenger RNA of Naegleria gruberi, 2044 nucleotides long. RefSeq names its product xaa-pro aminopeptidase. Bases 1 to 2028 code for a protein of 675 amino acids. NCBI's taxonomy places the organism in Eukaryota, Heterolobosea, Eutetramitea, Acrasida, Naegleriidae. The record is from RefSeq and is a predicted model, not a curated record. The transcript has 2 exons. Gene Ontology annotation, molecular function: metalloaminopeptidase activity.
AUGUUAAAACGUUUCGUCUAUCUUUUCCUUCUGCUAACCAUCACCCUCCCCUUCAUCACACCUUCUCCCAAACAAAAACUUGAUCUUUUACGUGGAGAAAUGCAAAAAAAUUCAAUUUUUGCUUACAUUAUUCCAACGUCGGAUUCCCACAUGUCCGAAUAUGUUUCGUCUAGUGAUCAGAGAAGAGCUUUUAUUAGUGGAUUUGAUGGGUCGGCUGGAACUGCUCUGGUAACUAUGGAUUCGGCCUUGUUGUGGACUGAUGGAAGAUAUUGGAAACAAGCCGAAAAUCAAUUAGAUUCGAAUUAUUGGAAAUUAAUGAAAGGUGGAGUGGAUGUUUCGUUAACAAGUUGGUUAUCGGAAAAUAUGAAAGGAAAUCAAAGUGUUGGUGUGGAUCCUUUUUUAUAUUCGGUGGAUGAGUUUAAAAGUUUACAAAAAAGCUCAGUUCCAAUCAAGGUUAUUUAUCAAAAUUUGGUUGAUUUAAUAUGGGAGAAUAGACCACCUUCUCCAAAUGGAACUAUUUUCGAAUUGGGAAUUGAAUUUUCUGGUCAAUCAACAAGUGACAAACUUUCGAAUAUUAGAACAAGUAUGAAAAGUAAGAAUGUUAAUUGUUAUAUAGUCACUGCUUUGGACGAAAUUGCUUGGAUUCUCAAUCUUAGAGGUUCUGAUAUUGAAUAUAACACUGUAUUCUUCAGCUAUUUAAUUAUUACAAUGGAAGAAGUGAGAUUUUAUGUUGACAAGUCAAAAUUCAAAAGUUCUGACAUUGAAAAACAUUUGGAAAGUAGUGGAAUUUCAGUUAGACUCUACACUUCGUACAUUCAAGAUCUUUCCCAAUUGACACAACAAUCAAGUUCAGUAUUUAUUGAUCCAACCUAUUGUAAUUAUGCAACUUAUAGUUCCAUAAAAAGUGAAACCAUUCAGGAGGGAACUAGUUUCAUUCGGUUCGAAAAGGCCAUUAAGAAUGAUGUUGAAAGACAGGGAUUUAGAAAUUGUCAUGUGAGGGAUGGUCUUGCUGUUGUUCGUUAUCUUGCAUGGUUGGAGAAUGAAUUGAAAUUAGGACAUGUUGUCAAUGAAUUUGAUGGAGCAUUGAAAUUGGAAUCGUUCAGAGUUGAGGGUUCUCAUUUCCUUCGUUCCAGUUUUGAAACAAUUAGUGCCUAUGGAGAGAAUGCUGCCAUAAUUCACUACUCUCCCACUCGUGAGAAUCAUGCAAAUAUUGGAAAUGAUAAUGUCUAUUUAUUAGAUAGUGGAGGUCAAUAUCUUGAUGGAACAACCGAUAUUACCAGAACUGUUCAUUUUGGAGAGCCAAGUGAAAAAGUGAAAAGAAGUUUCACACGUGUUUUGCAAGGUCAAUUAGCACUAAGCUCUUUAAUCUUUCCAAGCGGCUUGGCUGGCGAUAAAAUGGAACCUAUUGCAAGAUUUGCCUUGUGGAAAGAAGGUUUAAAUUAUAAUCAUGGUUCUGGACAUGGAGUUGGACAUUGUUUGGAUGUUCAUGAAGGUCCUCAUGGAAUUGGGGUUCCUGGAUUUGGAUUUAAGGAACAUUAUGAUGUCACUAUAGAGCCAGGUUAUUACGAAAUUGGAAAUUUCGGUAUUCGUAUUGAAAAUCUCUAUCUAGUAAGAAAAAGUCAAACGCCAAAUAAUUUUGAUGGCAAGACAUAUUUAGAAUUUGAACAAAUUACAUACUGCCCAAUUCAGCCAACACUUGUAGAUCCUGAAUUGUUGAGUGAUAAGGAGUUACAAGCUGUCAAUGGGUAUAAUCAACAAGUAUGGGAGAAAUUGAGUCCACUACUUUCGAAUGAUUUAUUGGCAUUGAAUUAUUUGAAACGAAACACUCAACCAAUUGAUCUAAAUAAUUCAAGCAAUUCCAUUGUUACCAUAUUGGCCAUUUCGCUAGCAACGAUUUUGGUAAUUUGUGCCUUUUCAAUUAUUGGAAAUGUUUAUUUUGCAAUUAAAAUUAGAAAGGAAUCAAAAAGAAAUGGAAGUCAUCACCAUAAUGAUGGUGAACUACAAGCAUUAAGUGAAGAUGGUUAUUAAUAAAUCUUUUCAUUUC